UCCUCUCCAUUGGUGCACCAAAGCAAAAGAAGGGAAAUUAUUCGAUCUUUCAAUUCACCAAUUAAAAACAGCUCAAGCAAUGGCAGCGGGAGGAUUUGAAAAGAAUAACAACAACAUUAAAGAAAGCGAAGAAGAUCUAAAGAGGAGAAACGAAGAGCUCGAACGAGAGUUAAAGAAAAGCAGAGAAAGAGAAGAGCAAACGAGAGUCGAGCUUCAGAAAGUUCUGGCACGGCUGCGUUUGGCGGAGGAAGCUGAAGAAAUGCUAUGUUCACAGCUCGGAGAACUUGAAGCUGAGGCCGUCACUCAGGCACGUGCCUACCACGCGCAGAUUAUCUCUCUUAUGAACCAGCUCUCCAAGGCUAACCAAAAUCAUAAAGCUGCCAUUACCGUGUAAUUUCUGGAAAAAAAAAAAAGGCUCGUCUGUGGGAUCAAUCCGCAGCGAAACUUAUUCUUCUCUGGUAAUUUGUAAGUUAAUUUGUUUGUUAUGAUGUAUUGAUUUUUGUAACAAAAAUUUGUUUUUUUUUUUUUCAAUUUACAAAUGUCAUCGGUUGAAUCCCUAGUUAUAAUAUCAGAAAACCAAAAUUGUCCUUUUGAAUUUA
Mangifera indica (mango) is the source of this 599-nucleotide messenger RNA. RefSeq names its product protein RESPONSE TO LOW SULFUR 3-like. Lineage: Eukaryota; Viridiplantae; Streptophyta; Magnoliopsida; Sapindales; Anacardiaceae. The transcript has a single exon. The coding region runs from base 80 to 394 and encodes 104 amino acids. Gene Ontology annotation, biological process: cellular oxidant detoxification. The record is from RefSeq and is a predicted model, not a curated record.